GGAAGGCGGUGCUUUACUUUUGCUCUCGAGAGUACUCUCAUCGCGCACUCUUUAACGGAACUUGUUCGGCGCACGCAGAUCUUUUCAAGGCUCUUUUCUUUCGGGAGAGCCGCCGCACGAAUUCUCUAUUUUUUGGCCCGUCACGUGACUCGAUUCGCGAGGCGGAGGCCAACAAUCCGCUCGCAGAAACAGCACACAACGAGGAGAGGCGCCGCGCGAGAGGCACGUCCGCGCUCGAAGAGAAAAUGUCUUCCUUUUUUGCUGCCAUCUUUUUGCUUGGCCUGUGUCUGGCCAACGCCAUCGACUUCACAACCGUCUACGAGUGGAAUAAAUUUGAUUUCGUCCGGCCGUCAGGAGUGGACACUUCAAAUGGACAAAUUGGACAACAUUUUCAUCAAGAUCAAGUUUAUUUUCAAUACAUGGCUGUGUUUGGAGAAAGGCUGUUUCUAAGCCUGGAUUCGUAUUCCGGAAUUCCCGCCACUUUGGUGUGGCUGCCAACGAGCGGCUCGUCGACUGUCCCUCCAAAGCUUGCUCCUUUUCCAUCUUGGAAUUUACAUAUGAAGGACAACUGCGACACUAUUCAGGCGGCCAAAGGAAUGGAAAUUGACACUGACGGUCGGUUGUGGGUGCUUGAUCAAGGUAGCAGCAAAUGUUCAAGCAAACUUUGGAUCUUCGACCUGCUCAACAACGACACAACCGAGCUUGUCCACCAAUUCCCGGAUUCAGUCGUCUCUCAUAGAUAUUUUAAAAGGGAGCUGCGUGACAUGGUGCUCGACAAAACGCCAGAAGAUUACCUUGCGUACAUCACGGACUCUUUUUCUGACAAAAUCGUAGUUUACAGCCGAAAAAUGGACAAAUCCUGGACGGUUACGACACCAGGGAGGAAAUGGAAUUCGUUGGCCCUCUCUCCUGACGGGGAAGCGACGCAGUUGUACCUUGCAAGAUAUUUUUCCAAUGAACUCUAUUCAGUGUCUGUUUCUGAGCUGAAGAACGAAGGCGGAAGAGCUGCUGUCAAAUUGGUCGGCGAAUGGUUUAAUAUUCCUUGCAGAAUGUUAAUCGACAGUGCCAAUGUCUUGUAUGCCGCCUUUAAAUACCAGAGUUACCUCUCCAAAUGGAAGAAUAUUUCGGAGCCCUUUCGAGAUCAGCGAUUUUACGAGGUCGAAAGACUAGAUGCUGAACAGCCAUUUACCUUUGCCUUGGACACGAACGGAACUUUAUGGUUGACGGAAAGAAAUGCAACUGGCAGUGAGAAAAGGCAUAAAAUAAUCAAGGCUGCAGUCGGCGCAAGAUCGUAUUUAUUCAAGCCGUCCACAGCCAUGACUGCGCCUCAAGCCUACGUGAGUGGAGGAGAAACUUCGGAUGACAUGAAAAUCACGCAAACGCCGACAGUAAUUGUGAUUUCGUUGCUCGUGUGUUGCUUAUUCUUGUGCGGCUCUUGUCAGUGUGUGGUUAACCUUGUGAGGAUGAGAAGAAAGCAAACCUCUUUGAGGCAAAUUUCGAAGGACAAUCGUGAGCAACGAUCGGCAUUGGUGCCAGUCAACUUAUAAUUUCUUAUUGAGCAUAAAAAUGUCAGCAAAGAGUUUUCUACUGGUGGAAGUUAAUAUGAAAUAAUGUGUUGUAUUUAAUGAACAAUAUUAUUUUAAAAAUACUUUAAAGCUUUUGAUUUUUUUUAACGGUAUUAUCUUUAUAUCGUGGCAAAUAAAAAUAUGACCUUUUACCAGGCCGAAUGGU
This is a messenger RNA of Cloeon dipterum, 1731 nucleotides long. Its product is annotated as major royal jelly protein 1-like. The transcript has 5 exons. Gene Ontology annotation, cellular component: extracellular region. The coding region runs from base 246 to 1547 and encodes 433 amino acids. Lineage: Eukaryota; Metazoa; Arthropoda; Insecta; Ephemeroptera; Baetidae. The record is from RefSeq and is a predicted model, not a curated record.